GAAUCCUGUCUGUUGAGGAUGGAUUCUCCUAAAUGAAAUAAGCAGGGCCUCAAUCCUUAUACUGGAUGGAGCAAGGGGAAGAGCUGCAAGUCCCAGAUCUCAGCAAAGGCGAGGAUGAUGAGAGCUGUCCAAGCCCCCAAAUAGGUGAGGGGCUGGCGAGCGUGGCCGGGGCAGAGGAUGCGGCACCGGGAAGGGGCGGCACCAGCACUGAUGUGGAGCCGGUGAAGGGAGCGUGGCACAAAGACCCUGCUGCGGGGGCAGAGGAAGCAGCGCCCAGAGGCUGUGCCAGGGUGGAGGAGGCAGUGCCGGGAGGUAGCGCUGAUGCAGAGCUGGCACGGCACAGAGACCUCACCGUCAGGUGGCCGUUUAAAUGCUGCGAGUGUGGGAAGAGCUUCCGGCAAAGUGCCAUGCUGACCAGGCACCAGCUGCGGCAUGCGAGCGAGAGGCCGUACGUCUGCACCACCUGCAGCAAAGGCUUUUGCGACGGCGCGGCACUGGCCGCGCACCAACGGGCGCACAUGGGCGAGCGUCCCUUCCCCUGUCUGGCGUGCGGCAAGGCCUUUGCCAGCAGCUCGGCGCUGCUGGUGCAUCAGCGCGUGCACACCGGCGAGCGUCCCUACCGCUGCGGGGAGUGCGGGCAGAGUUUCCGGCAGAGUGCCCACCUGACGCAGCACCAGCAGGGCGCCCACGCUGGCCCGCACCCCCAUGCCUGCACUUACUGCGGCAAGAGCUUCGGGCUGCGCUGCACAUUGGCGCGGCACUUGCGGACGCACCAUGUCGAACAGCCCCACGCCUGCCCCGACUGCCCCCGCCGCUUCCGCCACUGUGCCCACCUGCUCCGGCACCGGCUGGUACACACGGGCGAGCGCCCCUUCCCCUGCCCAGUCUGCGGCAGGGCCUUUGCCCUGAGCGCCACGUUGCUGCGGCACCAGCUGGUGCACACGGGCGAGCGCCCCCAUCGCUGUGAGGAGUGCGGGCGCAGCUACACGCAGAGCUCCUACCUGCGCCAGCACCAGCGCAGUGCCCAUGCUGGCCAGCGCCCCCACACCUGCCCUGACUGCGGCCAGGCCUUCGCCGACCGGGCCAACCUCCUGCGGCACCAGCGAGGCCACACGGACGCCCGGCCCCACACCUGUGCUGAGUGCGGGAAGCGCUUUGCCCAGCUGGCCAGCCUGGUAGAACACCGCCGGCGGCACACGGCACACUGGGCAACGAACACCCCCACUGUUGCUGUCCUCGGGCACCCUGUGUGCUGGCAACAGUUUUGGCGUCCCUGGGUGGGCAUCGAGGCUAAAACUGGCCUUGCCCGGACCCCUCCUGGAGGUCGACGGAUUGCGGCAACGACCGACGCCCAGCGCGCACCGGUGACUUCAUCGGGGGCCUCAGCGGAGACGCGGUGUGGUCGACCCCAGAGGGCACAACGGUGCAACGCGCUUGAGUAGUGGAGAAGCUGCUGCGGGCGACGGUGGGGAACCGGUCCCGUGGAUAAGGUAGGAACAGUCCAGUACUGUAAACCUUCUUUUGCCUGUUUUGACCUGGGGACGCCCAGUGUCUCCCUAGAGUAUGGGGCAGGGACAGAGUACCGGUAGGGCACGGUGUACGCCCUUAGAAUGCAUUCUGAUGAAUUGGAAAGUGUUUGGGUCGGAUCCGAUGGUUAAGAGCAAGCUGAAAAGAUUCUGUACAGUAGACUGGCCUCAGUACCAACUAGAGGACCAGGAAAGGUGGCCACCGGAGGGAUCAUUAAAUUAUAACACGAUCCUCCAAUUAAUUCUGUUUUGUCAACGAACGGGUAAAUGGGAUGAGCAUAUGUAUGCACAACUGUUUAUGUUGCUAAGAAAUAGGUCAGACCUGGUGCAAAAGUGUAAUCUGACUCCGGCAGGUCCGGUAGUAGCUGCUGCUAGUCCCCCGAACCCCUCCCCAGUUGUAAUGGCAGAGUCGGUGUCCCCUUCGGCUCCAGCACCCCCACCAUAUAAGAACGAGGUGCCUAGGGUGUCAGAGAUUGCCCCCUCAGAGGGAUUCUAUCCGCUAAUUACUGAAACUCAGAUAUCCCGUCCGGGAGCAGAACAUCGCCCGGCCACUACUAUGCAGGUUUACAUGCAUGUACCUUUUAACCCAGUGGAUUUGGCAGCCUUUAAGGCACAGGCAGGGGAAUUCUCCACGAACCCCAGUAAGUUUAUCUCAGUGUUUGAGGGAUGCCUGGCUAGCCACAAGACAGACUGGGAUGACUGUAACGUCCUCCUAAGAACCCUGCUGUCAGAGGUAGAGCAAAAUCAGGUCCUGGCUAAGGCACAGGAAGAGGCACAGUGGAGACAUGACCGGGAUCCUCGGAAUGUCCCCAUUCCUGAUAACGUGCUCCCCCGAGCAGACCCUGGGUGGAACCCAAACAACCCCAGGGAUAUGACCCGCCUCAUCGUGUACAAGGAGUUGCUUUUGCAUGGACUCCGACACUCAGCUGUCAGACAUAACAAUUGGGCUAAGCCUUACGAGCUCAUACAGGAGCCCAAGGAAAGUCCGGUUGCUUUUCUGCAGCGCAUCCGGGAUGCAAUUCGCCAAAAUACUAAUGCAGACCCUGAUAACCAGGAAACUGAGGCAAUCAUAAAGGGUAUCUUCACCAGUCGGGCUGCCCCUGAUAUUAAGAAAAAGUUGCAGAAAAAGGAGGAUUUAAUGGGCAUGACUAUGGCACAGAUUUUGGAAGCUGCAAACAGGGUUUACAGCAACAGGGAAGGAGAAAAGGAAAGAAAGCAAGCAAAACUGAUGGUUGCAGCAGUACAGGCUGGUGGCAAGGGAAGAUUUCAGGAAGGUAGAAGGGGCUGGGGAAUGAGAGGCCGUGGACGUGGGCGCCCCGGCUCACAGGAAAGAUGUCUGGGUCGCAACCAGUGUGCCAGAUGCCGAAAGGAGGGACAUUGGAAAAAUGAGUGCCCUGAGAGGGAAGUUACCCCUAUGAUGGCAGCAGAGGAUCAAGACUAGGGGUGUCAGGGGAGACGGACUAUCCUGCCCCCGGAACCCCGAGUAAAGAUGCGGGUGGGAAAUUCAGAAAUAGACUUUUUAAUAGACUCUGGAGCAGCACGAACCGCUGUAAAUCAACCCCUUCAGCUGCCUGUGGCAGACUCCCUCACUGUGGUGGGCGCCACAGGGAAAGGAACCAAGUGUCCGGUAUAUGCUCCAGCAGAGUGUGCUUUGGGAGACAGAACUCUAUCUCACAAACUAGUUUAUCUCCCCGAUUGUCCAACGCCUCUGCUGGGACGGGACCUGCUUUGUUGCUUAGGUGCCACCCUGCAUUUUACCCAGGAUGAAAUAACCCUCACCUUGCCCCCAGAGAAUGCCUGGAUAAUAACCCUUGCAGUUGAGCCUUCAGCCAUGCAAGCCCCAGAGUGGAGCCAGUGGGAAGACCAGGUUUUCCCUCUAGUGUGGGCAUUGGGGGUCCCAGGAAAAGCAGCCCAUCACACCCCCAUUAAGGUUCAGCUCCUGCCGGGAAAAGGUCCAGUGCAGAUUAAGCAGUAUCUGAUCAAGAGAGAAGCCAGAGAGGGACUACAGGAAACUAUAGACCAGUUCCUAAAGUAUGGGGUACUGCGGGAAUGCCAGUCAGCUUGGAACAUCCCCAUCUUGCCUGUGCGAAAACCCAAUGGCACAUAUCGGCUGGUCCAGGACCUGAGGGCUGUGAAUGAGCGAGUCAAGACUCUGCACCCCCUUGUUCCAAACCCGUAUACACUGUUGGCUUCUGUAGGGGGGCAGUACACCCACUUUUCAGUCCUGGAUUUAAAAGAUGCUUUCUUCACGAUUCCAGUUGACAUUCAGUCUCAGGAGAUUUUCUCCUUCGAGUGGGAAGACAACAACAGGGUUAAAAAGCAGCUUUGCUGGACAGUGCUGGCCCAGGGAUUUAAAAACUCUCCUACCCUUUUUGGCCAGGCACUGGCCCGAGACUUAGAGGAAUGGGACAAUGAGGAUAAAGUUCUCCUCCUGCAGUAUGUAGAUGACCUGUUAAUUGCUGCUGUGGGUCUAACUCCCUGCCUUAAGGCUACUGUGAGCCUCCUAAACUUUGUCGGACUCCGGGGAUAUAGAGUAGCUCGGAGCAAGGCUCAAAUUGCCCUCACAGAAGUACAGUACUUAGGAUUUCACCUAAGGCAGGGGGAACAGCAGCUUUCGAACGAGAGAAAGGAAGCUAUCUGUCAAAUUCCUGUCCCAAGCAAUCGCAAACGGCUCAGGGCGUUUCUGGGCAUGGCAGGCUUCUGCAGAAUAUGGAUUCCAGAGUUCGGACUGUGGGCUAAACCCUUGUACGAAUGUGUUAAGGGAGCAGAUCACGACCCCUUUCACUGGUCAGCAGAAGCUGACAAGGCAUUUAAGGGUUUGAAAAGAAAACUGAUGGAAGCCCCAGCCCUGGGUCUGCCAGACCUCUCUAAGCCAUUUCAACAGUACUUGCAUGAGAGGAAAGGGGUGGCUCUGGGAGUGCUUACUCAGAUAUUAGGCACUUGGAAGCGUCCUGUGGCAUAUUUCUCUAAACAGCUGGAUCAAGUUGCCAAAGGGUGGCCGGCAUGUCUGCGGGCGGUUGCAGCCACUGCCCUAGUGCUUGGGGAAGCAGAGAAGCUGACUUUGGGGGGAAGGGUGCAAGUAUAUACUCCCCAUAUGGUCCAAGCCCUGCUGGACACUAGGGGUGGUCUCUGGCUUACACAGGCUCGAAUGGCUCGGUACCAGGCUAAACUUGUAGAAAAUCCUGAAGUUGCCCUGCAGACUUGCCCCUCCCUUAACCCAGCCACCCUGUUGCCAGAAACA
Molecule: messenger RNA, 4767 nt
Organism: Gopherus evgoodei (Goodes thornscrub tortoise)
Lineage: Eukaryota; Metazoa; Chordata; Testudines; Testudinidae
Product: zinc finger protein 501-like
Exons: 4
Coding region: 66-1442 (458 amino acids)
Biological process (GO): regulation of transcription by RNA polymerase II
Cellular component (GO): nucleus; chromosome
Molecular function (GO): RNA polymerase II cis-regulatory region sequence-specific DNA binding; chromatin insulator sequence binding; DNA-binding transcription activator activity, RNA polymerase II-specific
Source: RefSeq, a predicted model, not a curated record